Arvicanthis niloticus (Nile rat) is the source of this 2202-nucleotide messenger RNA. It is a transcript of the gene Haus5, whose product is annotated as HAUS augmin like complex subunit 5. NCBI's taxonomy places the organism in Eukaryota, Metazoa, Chordata, Mammalia, Rodentia, Muridae. Gene Ontology annotation, cellular component: centrosome; HAUS complex. The record is from RefSeq and is a predicted model, not a curated record. Gene Ontology annotation, biological process: spindle assembly; centrosome cycle.
GCACUCCUGACGUCAUAGAUGAGCGCCAUGCUUGAAGAGAGUGCGGGAAGCUGCAACUGCAGCUGAAUUCUGUGACAGCCAUGGAACUAAUGCAGGAAGAGCGGGAACUGAGUCGCUGGGCUGCCGAAGAGAUGGAGUUGCCCCCAGCGGCUCGUCCCCGGGAAUCGACGCUGCGCAGGCUGUGUCUGGGUCAGGGUGCUGACAUCUGGGCCUACAUCAUACAGCAUGUUCGUAGUCAGAGGAGUAUCAAGACAAUCCAGGGAAAUCUCCUCUGGUAUGGCCAUCAGGACAAUCCAAAGAUAUGUCGGAAGUUGGAGCUGGAAGCCACUGUGGCCCGCCUUCAGGCAGAGAACCAAGAGCUAGACCAGAGCCUGGAACGGAUGGAUCAGGAGACUGAAGUGCAGGACAUAGCCAUGACACAGACACUGCAGAGCCUGAAAGACACCCAGUAUCGAGCUCUUCUCCUCCAGGCCCAAGCUGGGGCUGUACAAAGACAGCAGCGUGGGUUGCAUGACCCCAUGCAACGGCUGCAGAAUCAGCUCAAGGGUCUGCAGGACAUGCAAAGGAAAGCCAAAGUGGAUGUGUCCUUUGGACCUGUGGUGUCAGCAGCCCCAGCCCUAGAGCCUAAGGUGUUGGGUGAUGUCCGGGCAGCCUGCUCCCUCCGAACUCAAUUCCUGAAGAACCUUCUGACUCCCCAGGCCAGGGGAGGCAGCAUCCUAAGCGCUUGUGAUGAGCACAAUGGAGCAUCCUAUCAGCAGUGGCUGACUUCAGUUGAGACACUGCUGACAAACCACCCUGCAGGCCACAUCCUGGCUGCCUUGGAGUACCUGGCAGCAGAACGGGAGUCAGAGAUCCGAUCCCUGUGUUAUGAGGAUGGGCUCAAAGAAGAGGAGCUGUCCAGGCCCCAGGCAUUGGACUCUUCAAACUCUAGCCAGGCCCUGCCAUCCACUGUCCAUCUCAUCCAGGAGGGCUGGCAAGCUGUAGGUGCAUUAGUUACCCAGAGGAGUGAGCUCCUGAAUGAGAGACAAGUCCUGACUGGCCGCCUGCAGAGCCUAAUGGAGGAGGUGGAGAGACUUUCGCUUGGAUCCAGUGAGAGGAAAGUCCUGCUGCUGGAGCUUAGGCGCAGUGGCCUGUGGGCACAGCUCAAGGCUCUUCAUGCCCAGAGUCAGGAACUGGAGAGUGCAGUUGAGCACCGGCAACUUCUGCUUCGGGAGCUGCAGGCCAAGAGGCAGCGGAUUCUACAGUGGCGUGAGCUGGUGGAGGAGAGACAGGAACAGAUCCGUCUGCUCAUCAAGGGAAACUCAGCCAGCAAGACUCGCCUGAGCCGGGGUCCAGAGGAGGUGCUGGCCCUGAUCCAGCAGAAACUUGUUCCCACCUCUGAGGCUGUGGCACCACAGAGCCAAGAACUGCUUCGAUGCUUGAAAGAAGAAGCCAAACACCUGCCCCAAGUUCUCUUGGACCCCCUGCUGCCAUCCCAUGUCAAAGGGUUGAAGCCACUAUCCAGGAUUUUACCAUCCAUCCAUCAGCUGCAACCCACUACCCCAAGGGGCUCCAGCCUCAUCUUGCUGAGUCACACACUGGGACUGCCUGUAGGCAAAGCAUCUGAACUACUGCUUCCAAAGGCUGCCUCUCUCCGACAAGACCUUCUGUUUCUCCAAGAUCAGUGUGGUUUCCAAAGAGGAAAUCUCUGUGUGAAGACCAGUCAGCCUCCAGGACCAUUCAUUCAGGAGCUGCUACAGAUCCAGGUGUCCCAGGAAAAGGAGCAGAAUGAAAACAUGGGGCAGACCAUGAAGAAACUGAUGAACCUGCUGAAACAGGCACUGGAGGAAAUCCCAGAGCUCCAGGGGAUCGUUGAAGACUGGUGGGAGCAGCCGGGCCAAGCUGUCCUCUCUGAGGAGCUCCGUCAGGGCCUGUCCCUGCCCCAGUGGCAGCUGCGCUGGGUGCAGGCCCAGGUAGCACUGCAGCAGGCAUACAAAUGAAGAAGCAGUGAGGAGCAGACUCGAGACUUGCAAUCUAGCAUGGUCCCUCACCUACUGUCUCUACUCAGGAGACUGGGGAGAGGACUGCUGUUGACUUCUAAGCCAGCCUGGGCUACACAGCAAGUUCCAGGACAGCCUAGGCUACAUAGUGAGACCCUAUUUCAAAAAUAAAUAGUAUUUAACUCCCAAAUUUCACCUUCCUCAAUAAAGCAUUUGAAAGAAA